Mus pahari (shrew mouse) is the source of this 582-nucleotide messenger RNA. It is a transcript of the gene Clec19a, whose product is annotated as C-type lectin domain containing 19A. Gene Ontology annotation, molecular function: signaling receptor activity. Bases 1 to 582 code for a protein of 193 amino acids. The transcript is spliced from 4 exons. The record is from RefSeq and is a predicted model, not a curated record. NCBI's taxonomy places the organism in Eukaryota, Metazoa, Chordata, Mammalia, Rodentia, Muridae.
AUGAUGACCACCUCUAUCUCUGUUUUUUCUCUAUCCCCAACCUUAUCAGAGGUACCCCGGAUGUCCCUGCUGUGUCCUCUGUUCUGGACAGAGUUCAAAGGUCACUGCUACAGAUUCAUCCCAAUCAACAAGACUUGGACUGGGAUCGACCUACACUGCUCUCAGUUUGCUGCCGGUAGGAAGUCUACCAAGCUGGCCUCCAUUCACAAGUGGGCUCAGAGAAUCUUUGUGUAUGUCCUGAUGAACAGCUGUGUUCCUGACAUCCAGGCUGGCAUCCUGAUGGGCCCUCAUAACCAUAGGCAGGAAGGGCAGUUUGAAUGGACUGAUGGCUCCCCUUAUGACUACAGUUACUGGGACAGCCAGUCUGGUAAUGGCAUUCAUACAGAUUCAGAAGAAGACUGUGCAGAUGUGUACUGGCACAGUAGCGCACUGUGGUCCUGGAAUGAUAACACCUGCCACAGGAAGUUCCCCUUUGUCUGCAAGAUCCCAUCUCUGAGCAUUCGCUGGCGCACUCCUAUCUCCCUGGCACGGACUCAGCACCAAGAUGUCCGGCAGCAGUGUCUAGAGCAGAGCUCAUGCUGA